Molecule: messenger RNA, 2191 nt
Organism: Phoenix dactylifera (date palm)
Lineage: Eukaryota; Viridiplantae; Streptophyta; Magnoliopsida; Arecales; Arecaceae
Gene: BARD1
Product: breast cancer associated RING 1
Biological process (GO): positive regulation of transcription by RNA polymerase II; double-strand break repair via homologous recombination
Cellular component (GO): BRCA1-A complex; BRCA1-BARD1 complex
Molecular function (GO): metal ion binding; ubiquitin-protein transferase activity
Source: RefSeq, a predicted model, not a curated record
AAAUCCUCACUCCGCGUGCGUGCGAGCGAGAGCGAGAGAGAGUAUGGCGGAUCUAGAGGGUUUCAGGAGAUUGCUAAACCCUUUGGUACUUAAUCUGCAGAAGAUGGAGUUGGAGCUCACGUGUCCCAUCUGUUUAAAGUUGCUUAACAUGCCAAGGUUGUUGCCAUGUAAUCACAUUUCGUGCAGUCCUUGUGUCACUACUUCAACCAUGCAUGGGCAUGACUGUCCUAUUUGUAAAGUACCUUUUCAUCAUCAAGAUUUGAGGCCUGCUGUUCAUGUUGAAAUAAUGGUGAACAUAUAUAAAAGCAUGAAUUCAGCUAUUGGUCCUAUCCUUGUACAAAGAGGGGAACAAGUUGCUAUCUCUGACACAAAGAUGCCUUCAGGUGGUAGUCCAGAUUUUGGUGACAGAAAUGAUGAGGAGAAAUCUGAAGAGGAACUGAUGCAUAACAGGGCUGGAGAGGGUUCAAAAUAUAUGCCAUCACAUGCACCAUUUUUUGGGAAUUUUAGAACUGGGAAUCCAAGAUGUGAAGGGGAGAAAAAUGAGCCGGCAAUGAAUGUAAGCAAGAAAGAUGUGAAAAACAAUGGAGUGGAAGCAUUUCUUAAAGAAGAGGAUCCAUACAGUCCACAAUCAUCUGGUGACCAGAAAGAUUCAGAUUAUGACAGCAAUGACCUGGGAAAUGAACCUAGAAAUGGUAAUGAUUCAUGCAAGAGAGGUUCAAAAGUUGGAACUAUUCAAACAGGAGAAGACUAUAAUAGAGAAUUAAAAAGGCAAAAAUUGCAUAAUGCAGUUGAUGUUGGAGAUAUUAGUGGUGAUGUCCAGGCUAAGGAUUUUUCAGUAUUUAAUUCUGAAUCUGAACAUGAACAUCAAAGAUGCCCAAACAUCAAGUCAUUGCAUACAACUGUUCAUGAAGACACAAAUGGGGUUUUUAGUUGUGCAUUUUGCUAUUCUUCUAGAACAACUGAGGCUUCUGGACCAAUGUUACAUUAUAUCGAUGGAAAACCAGUGUCAGAUGAUCAAGCAUUGCAGCUCAAUGUCUUACACGUGCAUCAGAAAUGCAUUGAAUGGGCACCACAAGUAUUCUUUGUUGGUGAGACUGCUGUGAAUUUAGAGGCUGAACUUUUACGUGCAUCAAAAAUCAAAUGUAGCAGCUGUGGACUCAAGGGAGCAGCUCUUGGUUGCUAUGUCAAGAGCUGCCGAAGAAGCUUUCAUGUCCCAUGUGCUGCUGAUAUCCAAGAUUGUCGAUGGGAUGCUGAAAAUUUUCUUUUGCUGUGUCCUGUUCAUUUUUCACACAAGCUGCCAUGUGAUAGAUCAAAGGCUAGAAAGAGGACAAAGGCUAAUCGUUCCUUAUGCUAUUCCAGUUCACCAGGUGAUUUAACUUCACCUACAAAGCAACAGAGUGAUAAGCUUUGGACAGCUUCACCCGGUGUGACUCAAGAAUGGUUGCUAUGCGGAUCUUCACUCUCUAACUUGGAGAAGGAUAUUCUAAAUGACUUUGUGAGCCUAACUGGUGCCUCUGUAACCAAUACGUGGAAGCCAAAUGUAACACAUGUGAUUGCUGCCACUGAUGAGCAUGGUGCUUGCAGCAGAACACUUAAGUUGCUCAUGGCUAUAUUGGGUGGAAAAUGGGUUCUAAGUGUAGAAUGGCUUAAAGCAUGCAUGAAGGCUGGGCACCCGGUUCCAGAGGAGCCUCAUGAAAUCAGCCAUGACAUUCAUGGAGCCUUUGAUGGACCCAGAAACGGAAGAAUAAGAGCUAUACAAAAGGCACCAAAACUGUUUACAGGAUUAACCUUUUAUUUUAGUGGUCACUUUAUGCCAUACUACAAGGACCAUCUUGAAGAUUUGAUUCUUGCUGCUGGUGGAACUGUAUUGGAGAAGAGUGAAAUCACUCCUACAACUUCUAUUGUUUAUAGUACAGAACCUCCGCAAGGAAGCAAUUCAGAUGAUCAGCAUGAGGUUAUAAAGAAGAGAAAAGAAGAGGCCGUAGAUUUAGCAUCCAGAAUUGGCUCUCUGGUCAUCCCUCACACAUGGCUUCUGGAUUCCAUUGCUUCCUGCAAUGUACAACUAAACUUGUAGACUAUUUUUCUCAACAAAAAAUGCUGAUGUUAUCUGUAACUGCUUUCUUGCUGGAUGAAUUAUGUCACAAUUCUUAUCGAUUCAUGCCGGCCUUCUUAUACAUAUGAAACAAGUAUC